AUGUCUGCUCUCCUCUCGCUGGGCUCUAAUUACCAAUUGUUACGCAAUACCGUGCUCAGUGCAUUCAAUGCAUAUCUGUAUAACUGCGCAGAGGCCAUCAAUGCUGUGGCGCCUCUUUAUCGCUACGAUUCGAAAGCAGAUAAAAAUAAUGCAGAAUAUGAGCCUGUCAGCGUCUUAUCCAUGUCCCUCUCCCUCCUUGGCUUCUUGAGAGCCUCGGCUGGCUUUACUUCAUUUUGGACCGCCAGUGAGAAGCUGCAAAUAGUUGACCACGUGCGGUCAAUGCUCUCCGAGGAGUUUUUGGUAGCUGUCGAGACUGCCUCUUCUACCGUGCGGAAUUCAAGCGCGUCAAGGGCCAUGCUGCUACAGGAAGGAUAUAUGCACUUUAUAAAAUCUUGCGCUAUCUCUCUGGUCGGGGCACCAGGCUCGUCAGAUGAAGACCUUUUGCAUGAUUAUUUGAGUGGUGCGUGUAUUGCUAGAAGCUCCAGCGGCUCAGAAAUUGCUCUUGUCGAUCGGAUGGCAGCAAUCAUCGCCGAAGAUCUUCAGCUCUUGGAAGAUGGUUCCGAUUAUUUACAGCUCGGUUCCCCUCGGCAGCAGCAACUUGCGUUCUCUAUGAAAGCUUUAGCCUUGAUUGGUUAUCUGAAUUGUGUCAUUCUGAGCGAGGAAACAAACAAGGAAGAUUUUCUUUCGUGGCUGGAGGACACACUUAUGGAUACGAAUCAAAUGGCCUGUGCUGCCUUAGCGGCAGCGACACUGAAAAGUAUGGCGAUCGUUUCACGAAUGUCUGCCAGCAGUGCAUCUUCUGGAAGCCGGUCCCUCUUGAGGUUUAUCACUGAAGGCGGUGUGCCUGCUGGAUGUACUGGCUUCAUUGCCGCAAGGUGUCUUGCCCAAGUACUUAGUAUUCUAUCCCAGGAUGCUAUUAUUACCACCCUAUAUUCAUUAGGAAAUGUUCUGAGCUCCGGCUCAGGCACGGACAAGUCCUAUCAAGGUCAGUUGAUGGGGGAAACUACAGUACAUGGAGGCCUCCCAUUUUCUACAACGAGAAAUGGUAGUGUUGCUUCCUUUCCAUUGGACGGCGAGGCAAACAAUCUAUGCUACAGAAAUGUUGUCCAGGCCAUUGUAACAAUCGCAACUAGUUGCAACGAUGAGAAAAUAAGCGCGUUGGCACAGUCCAUGUUGCUGCAGAAAAUAGGGAAAGUGAAUUCUGCUGUUGAUGCAUUUAUCAUCAUAGAGACAGCCACACUAUCGUUGAGCACUGGACAAGCCGAGUUUCAACUUUUACUCAAGUUCUACGAUCGUGCAUAUCGGGAUGGUGUAGCAAGAGGCUAUAGCAGCAUCACCGAUGCAGUCAAAUGCGCGUUGGUAUAUCUCGCUGUUACACUGAAAAGGAGCUCGCCGCUAUACAAGAUAUACCUGGUCCAUUUGCUGGAAAGUGUCGUGAACAGAGGCGAUGCUACUGAACUUGAAACCGAGCGUCAGAAGGAGUUUUCUCUCACGCCUAAUGAUAUCAGCCCUCUUUUAAAACCCCUAGCGUUACUUGUCUCUUCUGAGAAAAGCCGCGCAGGAAUUUUAGAGCCGGCUGCAUAUUAUGACCAGGAUGUAUCUAUCCUGUUCCGCGAUGCGUGGUUCAACAUUGCAGUGCAUGGGAUAUCAAUCAAUUCACCUGUUGGCCAAAGCCAUUUCGAAGAGCUGCGCUUGCUCGCACAGAAUUCACCUCCUCUCAUCUCCGAAGAUCGUAUGGAGGCAAUUGAGAGCGAUGUCGAGUUGAAUACAAUUCUUAGGCGUGGAAUGGGCUCACAGAAUUUUACGGAGCAAAAACGGACACUGAUUGCUGAACUUCCUAGCCAUGAAGCUGACAUAAAGCGCUUGAGUUAUCCACGGGUAGUCUUCCUCAAUGCUACGCUUGUGGUUGAGAGUCUUCGAGCCUUAUCGGGGGAUUGCACCAGAUUCCUUGAUUACUUUCGCGACCCUGUCCUAGCUACCCCCGAAAUGACUAACUGCAUGACUGCUGUUGCAGAAAAGGUCGUGACUUGUUAUCUUUCACACACGCUCUCUGGAAAACAUGAAGCCUUUGCGGUCCCAUUUUUGUCAAAGGAACUGGCGGGUUUCUUUGUAGCUUGCAGCCAUCGCGUAGAAAGGGUACAAAAUGUGGCAGUACUAUGUGCUGACAAGAUUAUAAGGGAAUGUCCAUCGGCCCUGUGUGAGAAGAAAUCGCUUUUUGCCUUGCUGGAACUCUUGACGGUCAUGUGGCGUUCAUGUCUAGAAGGCGAACUGGAUGAAUUCGAAUGGAAUCCCUCAUUUACUUCACCUACAGGAAUUGUCAAGGCCGAUCUACCCGACAAUUAUAACUUCAGAAAGAAAACGCUGGACGUUUUCCUUGAACGAUCCAGGGCAUGGGUGACAGCAGCUAUGGAUAUUGCCCCCCUAGAUAUAAAGGGCUUACUUCAGACCUAUCUGUCUCUUUCGGACGACCUGGAUGGGUACGGCAACAUUCUGAUGGGGCGCUCAUUUGCGCUCGAAAUGGGAUCACUUAUUCCCAGCAGUGAUCAGCGGCUUGGGUCUAUCGAAAGUCACGGCUUUAGCAAGAUAAAUGUGGCCUCGGACUUUAUCUCUCAAUACUCCACACGUCAGAAUUACCGGAUAUUGUCAAUUCAAGGAAUCACUGAGUCCAGUGAUUGCGAAGGCUCUACUCCUUCCAGGUCGCUUCUCGCUGCAAGCCAAUCUGUGGAGAAUAAUUUGUGUCGUCUUUACUCACAGAUGAAGUUAGGUGAAUACGUCUCUGGAGCCGAGGCUCGGGAUAUUCUACGGCAAGCUGCUAGCCUUCUGUGCAGCGAUAAAAGUCCUUCUGCUUCCCUUGUUCAAUAUCUAGUCCGGGUGCCCUUCCAGAUGUUUUCCAAGGAGUUUAUGGAUAUUGGCAUAUCUCUUUGGCUUGGUGUGAUGCAUGAAAACCCAAAGGUGAAGUCCAAAAUUCUGGUUGAAGUCAUUGGAUCUUGGGAAAAGUCGAUUCAGCACGAGAAGGGAUUGUUUGAUCCGUCUUGCAACUCCGUGGACCCCCUGUUUACGAAGAUCGAGCUCCUACCGACUGAUAAAUCCUUGAUGGCUAGAAAUCAGAAGAAGGCCCAGAGUAUCCUAACACCCCACUUCCAAAUUCUUCAAUUCUUUGAAAGUCACUUUGCUGCUGUUCGAUUGGGAAACACACAAGUGCAGUCACUGUUCUAUCGUCUCAUUGAUAAAACGACCGUGGCACUUUUGCAAGCCAGUGGCCAUCCACUUGCCAGAGAGUUACAUUUUCGCAUCAUUCUGUUUAGUCUGAAAGUAUUGAAAUACUCGCCAUCUUCAGAUCAGAACCUCAUAUGGAAACUCAAGGACCAGAUUUUGUCGGCCGCUUUGACUUGGUUUAAACACCCGCCCAGGUGGUCAUAUGGAGGCAAUCGGUUACAAAUCAAAGCUGAAGACAGGAUCCUUAGUGAUAUUGCCUCUACUCUGGCAGGUGUCACUAGUAUUGCCUGUCAUGCCCGUAGCUCCUUCAGGUCGUUGCAGGCGAAACAAGAUCUCCUUCAAAUUCUUCUCGAGAAUGAAAGAUCACGUCUCCGGGUCUGGCUUUACCCGUUGGAUCAAGAUCGGAAACACGUAUCACAAUUGGCUGGUGCUAAAAGUCCUACCGAGGAUGUGACGGCUCUUUUACGUCUCGCAUGGGCUGAAGCCCCAGGAUUGGCUAUAUACCUUUCCAACCGCUUCCCAUCUCCGAAACUGAGGAACGACAUUAGAUGGUUGCUACUCAACUUUCCGGAAAAAGCCAUUGACGAAUCUAGUGCCCUUGAAAUUCUGCUUGGGUCAGCUCUCCCGGUUGAUGUCCAUUAUCAAUUAAAGUAUCUUCUAUAUUGGAGCCCAGUCAGCCCCACGGAAGCCUUAACAUAUUUCCUUCCUGCCUAUGGUAACCAUCCUUUCAUAAUGCAAUAUGCUAUGAAAGCCCUGGAAAGCCAUUCUGUCGAUGUUCGCUUCUAUUUCGUUCCACAGUUGGUGCAGGCUUUACGAUACGAUGCCCUGGGCUAUGUAGAACGCUAUAUCUUGGAGACGGCCAAAUUAUCUCAAUUAUUUGCGCAUCAGGUUAUAUGGAACAUGAAGGCUAAUUCAUACAAGGAUGAGGAUUCUCAGAUUCCGGAUAACCUCAAACCAACACUGGACGGGUUCAUGGAUGUGUUGGUUUCAAGCUUCACCGAAGAGGAGCGUAUCUCCGGGAAGCUGCGACCCUACAUCAAAAGAAGUAAGCCGGAGAAGAAGGAAAAGAUCGAAGAAGAACUCCGCAAGGUCAAAGUUGAAGUUGGUGUAUACCUUCCAAGCAACCCAGAAGGUGUUGUUGUAGGGAUUGAUCGCAAGUCUGGCAAACCUCUUCAGAGCCAUGCAAAAGCACCAUAUAUGGCGACUUUCAGAAUACAGAAAACAAGAGUUCUCUCUGAUGAUAGCAAGCCCACCCAAGAUACCGGGCUACAUGCUUCAAAUCAGAAACAGCUAUCAAACCCAAGCGAUACAAUGUCAACAUUGAACCAAGAAACCUACGAAGUUUGGCAGUCGGCCAUUUUCAAAGUCGGUGAUGACUGUCGCCAAGAUAUGUUGGCCCUGCAGAUGAUAGCAGCUUUCCGGAGCAUAUUCACUAGUGUUGGGCUUGAUGUGUGGGUAUAUCCAUAUCGAGUAACUUCAACGGCUCCUGGUUGUGGUGUUAUUGACGUACUCCCAAAUUCGAUUUCGCGCGACAUGCUGGGCCGCGAAGCAGUGAAUGGUCUGUAUGACUACUUCAUCUCCAAGUACGGAGGGGAGGAGUCUAUACAAUUCCAGGAAGCACGUACGAAUUUUGUCAAGAGUAUGGCUGCUUAUUCUGUUAUCUCCUACCUCUUGCAGUUCAAAGAUCGACACAACGGAAACAUCAUGAUUGAUGAUGCCGGUCACAUCAUACACAUUGACUUUGGAUUCUGUUUUGAUAUUGCACCAGGGGGUGUACGGUUUGAGCGCGCACCUUUCAAAUUAACAUCUGAAAUGGUUGCUGUGAUGAGUGGCAGCCACCACACACACACUCAUACCGGUAGCAGCUCUGGAACUGGACUCGGUCUGGCAGGUGGUGGCUCUUACGGUCCUACCAGCACACAGCCUUAUAAAUGGUUUGAGUCACUGGUGGUGAAGGCCUUCCUUGCUUCACGGCCAUACAGCUCAAAGCUGUCUCAUAUUGUGUCAUUGAUGCUUGAUAGUGGCUUGCCUUGCUUCAAACCUGAUACGCUCAAAAACUUUCGCGAUCGGUUUGUACUUGAAAAGACUGAGAGAGAAGCGGCCGAGUAUAUGCGAGAGCUUGUCCGGAAGUCAUAUAUGAGUGUCUCAACCAAGGGAUAUGACCAGUUCCAGCUGCUGACCAACGGAAUCCCGUAUUGA
Messenger RNA from Aspergillus heteromorphus CBS 117.55, 5415 nucleotides. It is a transcript of the gene stt4, whose product is annotated as 1-phosphatidylinositol 4-kinase STT4. NCBI's taxonomy places the organism in Eukaryota, Fungi, Ascomycota, Eurotiomycetes, Eurotiales, Aspergillaceae. The record is from RefSeq and is a predicted model, not a curated record. Gene Ontology annotation, biological process: phosphatidylinositol-mediated signaling; phosphatidylinositol phosphate biosynthetic process. The transcript has 12 exons. Gene Ontology annotation, molecular function: 1-phosphatidylinositol 4-kinase activity. Gene Ontology annotation, cellular component: plasma membrane; cytoplasm. Bases 1 to 5415 code for a protein of 1804 amino acids.